AUGUCGUGCUUCGGCGGCCGAGACGAGCUGCUCUACCUGGUCGAGCUGACGGUCGAGCGUCUCAAGCUCACGGCGGACAAGUACCGCGAGGACUUUGCCGAGCUGCCGCCCCUGGUCAAGCUCAAAUUCCUCGAUUUCCCGGUCUUCGAGAUAACACCGCGUCGCGAUGCCGAUGACACCGCCCACCACCCCCCUGUUCCACCUGACGAGUACGACGAGUCCGAGGGACUGAUCUACGCUUGCGGCAAGUCGGUGCUCUUCGUCAGGAAGCCACGAGACCUCGUCUCGGCCAUGAAGGCGCAACCCCUCAAGGUCGGCGUUUUCCGGGAGGGUGACACUUUUCCCGUUGCCGAGGCUUCGAUACCACUCUCUGGCUGCCUGUGCGACCAGGUGACCAUGGUCCGCAACGACCCCGAGCACAGACCCAAGCCCUACGAGCUCAAGGGUGGCUACAACAUCCUCGACUCGGGCAAAGAUUUCGCAGGUUCCAUCAAUAUUUACCUGCGCCUCACCUUUUUCGGCUCCUACAUCGUUUCGCACUACCAGAUGUACGAGGACAGCUGCGUUUUUAGAAACGAUUUCGACGGUGAAAUGCGGAUCACGAAGAUCGACGGGAAGCCGGAAAACUCGGGGGAGGAAGACGAGGAUGUGAAAAGGCAGUUCAAAAUCACCGAGGGCACGGUGCUCGCGUCCAUGAGGAGCGAAAGCGCGAGCGACAGUCUGCUCACGACGCCUGGUAAGCCCAGCGACGAGUACGCCGGCCGCUAUCGGAGCGCGUGUUCCUCGAUUGCAUCUGACAAGGCGAAGACGAACAAGUCCGUCUGCCUCUGUCCUUCCGGCUGCAGCAGCCGAGGUACUGUUGCUUAUCCCGUGCUCCGGGCUAACGAUCCGCGGAAGGGCAGGGGCCACACGGGGAUCCAGAGGGAGAGUACAGCUCUGCAGUUUAUGCCCACCCAUUGUGCCGUAGACACGACGACGAUAGCCACUACUACAACCACCACUGCAACUACGAUCGCGAAAAAUGACGAGCAACAGCUGAGCAAGAGGAGGCUGAGGGGUGGCGGCGGUAACGGGGAGUUAGCCGGCGGCGCGGCCGGCCUCUUCAGCGGCGAUGCCGACUUUACCUGGUACAACAGCCGCUUCGCGCUGCCCUUGGCUCGCCUCGAGGGCGGAGGUGGAUCGUCAGCGGCGUGCCAGCAGCAGGCCUAUCCAGCUGCCGGCUGUGGGAAACCAACCACGAGGAGCGUUGGCUUUCAGAACGGCUUCGACAACAGUUUCGUGCGGCUGGACAGCAUCAAUCCGGAGUACUUGUCGUUGAACCGUUGUCGGUUGAGACACGUGGAAAACAAGGGAGGUGCAAAGCCCGAGUGUUCUUGCACGGGCAACGACAAUCUGGAAAAUAUGCUGAGAAAAAAGGGCCAGCCGGUCUGCAGGAAGAAGCCUUGCAUGGGCCCGGACUGUCUGAUCAAGGCCUUCCAGGACGCGCAAGAGUUUGUCGAUUCCAUCGGGAAGGUCCCGGGCCUUGCCGGGCUGGGGAUAACCGAGAGCCCGUACUUCGGUAGGUCCCAGGAGCCGAGGGAGAUCAAAAAAGCCGACUCAAAGGCAGCGCCCGUCAACAAACAGCCCGAGGCCACUUCCAAUCUUUGCAACGCCCAAAACGUGGACAACUUGAAGAAGGCCAAUUACAGCGCGAUGUCCGGUACUUUGAGCACGAGUGGGCCAAAGAGGUCGGGAGUGGUUCAGGAGGGAGUGACGAGUUUGCCGGAUCCGUCGACCCACGCGUCGCUCAGAUCCAAGAAGAAAGAUGAAAAAUCGGAAAAGCCCAAGGAAGUCGAGAUCGCGUUGCCCCAGGCUGUCGAGGAAACACCUUGCGGGGAGCCAAAGUGCAAGUCGAGACCCAAGAAAGUUAACGCGGAAAAGGGGGAGUCCAAAGACAACGCGGAAUCAACGCAGAAAACGUCAAACGCGUCGAGAUCCGAUAAAAAGAGCCACUCGAAGGGAAGGUCGCAGUCCGUUCCCGGGGAGAAAUCGAAAAAGCCCAUUCAGUUCGACUACUCCUACGGAAGUGCUUAUCCAACUUCUGUUUACGGUCACAAAAAGUGCAGCCUUCUGAGGGCCAGAGUGCCAGCCCACAUGGGAUGGAUGUGGAACCAGAUCGAUCCAGUGACGAAGCUCAAGCCACGCACGGGCUGGAGACCAGGAGCCAUAAGCUUAGCCCUCAAAGGUCUACUGAAGGAGGCCAGAGAAGGUUUCUUCAAAGAAGUCCGGAGACCUAUGUCGCUUCCCAGAAUGGGAGGCAAGAAAGGAGGCAAGGUCCAGAAGACGACAAGCUACACGGGCGCGAAGAAGAAUCUCUGCGAGGAAGCCGAGGCCGAGGAGGAGAUCGAGCAUCCUCCGACGCUCCACGUUCACAGGAAAGAUGGAACGUAUUACGUGACGAUGUAUCCCAUUAGACAGGACGCAUCGGGCUCACCUAGACUGGAUGAGCCUACAAAUCCGUUGCAGUUCAAAAUCGUCAAGAGUAAGGACUCUAUUGCUUCGAGUUCUACAGCUUCGGAUAUGGAGAUUGAGUUUUCACCACCGGCUGCUGUGAAUAGACCCAGAAAGAGGCCCAACGUGGUGCACCUUGGAACACAAGUGAAGCAACAAGAGAUAUUGGAUUCGUUUAAGAGGCCCUCUGAUUCCAAAAAGAAACAUAAAGAUGCGCCAGGCAAAGAAAGCGGCAAGAAAGAGAAAAAGAAAUGA
This is a messenger RNA of Copidosoma floridanum, 2745 nucleotides long. RefSeq lists its product as uncharacterized. The record is from RefSeq and is a predicted model, not a curated record. NCBI's taxonomy places the organism in Eukaryota, Metazoa, Arthropoda, Insecta, Hymenoptera, Encyrtidae.